AUGCUACGGAACAAGGAGAAAGAAGAGUUUGUCAAGUUCGUCAACGAUUUAAUGAGCGGAAAAUUCGCAAGUACCCCUGUGAACGAUGGAGAACAAUUCCUGCAACUUAUCCAACAGAAAGCGCCCUCUAUCUACGCGAAAGGGCUUGCCAUGCAUAAAGCUUUCAUGGAAAAAGUGAGCGGUCUCAAUGACGAAGCAAAGAGAUUUGUAGAAAAGUGGAUGAAAAAGUGGGCCGAAAUGGUGAAAUCUUUGAACAAGGGCAAUGCUUUCCAAGCCACAUACAAUUUCAACAAGGAGUUCUUCACUGAUGCAAAGAAUCUCUCUACCGAAGCCAAGGAUAGUCUCAAGAAGCAAUUCCCCGAAUGUGCAAAGGCAUGGGCAGAACGUCCUGAACUAACCAAGUUUGCCGAGUUCAUGAUUAAUGCACCCAAUAGCACGGAUUUCAAGAAGAGUAGACUCGCCUUUGCUCCUUUCGAUUAUCUCCAGCAAGGUGGACACUAG
Messenger RNA from Cooperia oncophora, 501 nucleotides. The record is from the annotation of a GenBank genome assembly. NCBI's taxonomy places the organism in Eukaryota, Metazoa, Nematoda, Chromadorea, Rhabditida, Trichostrongylidae.